GAGCCUAAACGAAAACCAGAGCACGACUAAAGCUGAGCACAGGCCCAACCAAACACAAUUACAUCGACUUCAGCGGGAAGAAGGAAGGCAAGAGGAAAGCGUAAACCGUAACACAUGUACAGGAAAAUAUACAAAAUUCCCCAAAACACUUGUUCAUGGUGUGAAGUGGUAGAGGGUGGUUCCUUUGCCGUACAAUGUUGUCGAGUUGUUCCUAAGUCACAGAAGUUAUAUAUACUCGGGUAAGAGCUAAUCAAAACAAUUGCUGAUUAGUGAUUUCCCCUCAGAGGAUUCUGGGAGUUCCGAGAAACAACCUCAAUGGAUCAAGAAGAACAAGAACAACAAGAGGGAGAACAAGUUGAAGCUCCUCCUUCUGAUGCGACCCCUCAGCAACCCUCCUCCUCUCAGGCCGACCCUCCUGCUCCCCCAUUCGAUCCCAGUCGAAUGAUUGGCAUCAUUAAAAGAAAGGCCUUGAUAAAGGAGUUAGCUGCUGUAUACCAUGCGGAAUGCCUUGCAUACUGUCAAGAGCUCUUGGAACUUCAAAGAAAAUGUGAUGAGCCAUUUAUUGACUUGAAACCUCCAGAGGACUUGAAGAAGGAGACAAUGCGACCCCCCAAGCGGCUAAAGAAAACCCGCUAGCUGCUGAUACUGUUGCGUGCAGCUUACAGUCGAAUCUGCACAGAAAACUCCCUUGGAGUGUACUUGCUAUGUAGUUCCUGACUUUCAACUUGUUUGAGCACAACACAACAUACCCACAUUUUCCUCAUCAAUAUGAUAUAUUAUGUAAAUUUUGAAUGA
This is a messenger RNA of Prunus avium (sweet cherry), 795 nucleotides long. RefSeq lists its product as uncharacterized. The record is from RefSeq and is a predicted model, not a curated record. Lineage: Eukaryota; Viridiplantae; Streptophyta; Magnoliopsida; Rosales; Rosaceae.